AGAAUUUCCGUUGGCGAGUUUAAAUGUUUUGGGUUCACAUUUUUAAAGGGAGCGGAUCGAUUGUUUUGAGUUGUACAGUAACUGAAAAAACAAAUAUAUUUCUCCUUCGUCUGUUCGGGAAUUAGGAUAAACUAGUCUUCUACGAGCUGCGGAAUUUGUCGAUAUUGAGGGAUUUUCCUAUUUUUUUGUAAUCGUUAUGUCCUCGUCCCAGGAGGAUGCGUUAUCCCCAGAAGAGCUGAGGAAAAGACUCUAUCAAACAUUUAAAAACAAAGGAGUGCUUGACACACUAAAAGUGCAGCUGCGGAAUCAGCUCAUCCAGGAGUUGAAGAGUCCACAUUCCAAGGGACAAAAUCCAGCUCUCAGGCCACUACCCGGGACAUCCGAUACUCUUUUACUUUCAGCUUGCAACACUAUAGUAGCCGAUCACCUCCGUACUCUUGGGUAUGAGUACACACUUUCUAUAUUCUGCCCCGAGAGUGGUGUGUGUAAGGACGAGAUUCUCAAGAAAGAAAACCUUCUUCAGAUUCUUAAAUUUAGCCCUUCGACAGCCUUUUUCACAUCUAUGCUAAAUAAAGAAGAUGGUGAUAAAGGGCUCCUGUUCAGUCUUUUAACAAACCUGACACACCAUUCAGCACACAACCUCCGUAAUGACGUCGACACUCAGACAACCAACUUAGCAAGUUACGGAGAGUCCCUCGUUGACAAGAUGAAAAUGAUUGAUAGACAAUACGAGAACUCCAGUUUAGGUGAAGACAAAAUGUUUCCACUCCAGUCAAAACUGGCUGCAUAUAAAAAAGAGAUUGAAGCACAGAAAGAAGCAGAAAUGAACACAAAGCUGAAACAUUUCAAAGAUGUUGAAAUUGCAAAGGUCAGAAUGGAUGAAAAAGCCAAGUUUAAUCAGGAACUUGAAAAGCUAAAGCAAGAACUGGAGAGGACUUACGAAAUGAGGGCAAAGGCACUGAUGGACCGAGAGAAAAAUGCCAUUGAGAGGUUGCAAAAACAGCAAGAGAUUGAAGAAAAAAAUGUCUACAUGCAGAGACAGUUACUGCUGAAAGAAAUCGAAACGCUGCGCAGCAGAGAAAAUGAGUUGAGGAUGAGAACGGAGGCUUUUGAAAAGUCCUGUGAAAUUCAUGAAGAGAAGAUGAGAGCUACUGAAGAGUUGUUGAGGAGGAGAGAACUGGCUGUAAAGACAAUGGAGGACACAUAUGACCAGAGACUGAAGAAUGAACUUUCAAGUUAUCAGCUUGAGCUGAAGGAAGAAUUUCUUAGAAGAACAGAAAAACUCACAGAAAGUGAGAACCGAAACAAAGUGGAAACGGCUCGAAUCCAAAAGGAGUCUGAUUUGAUUGAAUCCAGACUGGAAGAACACAACAGGGCAUGCAUAGAGCUGAAAAGACUUCAGGUUGAGCUAGAAACAGCACAGCAGCAGAUAUCUCUGCUGACUCAACAGAAGGAGCUGUUAAAAGAACGACUGGAGAGUACAAGCGACUAUUCCCGCUUGAAACGGGAGAAAACGGAGCUGCUGGGACAGCUGCAGCUGCUGAAGAAACAGCUGGAAGAAGCACAAGGAGAGAACCAGCGGCUCCGUGCAGAAAUGAUCAAACCAUCUAAGGAAGAACUGGCCUUGCAGACAGAGCUUCACCGACUGCAGAACGCUCGUACGCUGGACGAGGCAGAGUUUGAAAACCAGAAACAGGUGCUGCAAACGCAGCUUCAGAGUGAGGUGGAACGAUGUGCUCAGCUUAAAGCUCAGCUGACAGAGUGUGAGGACAGGGCAGAGUGGAUGACUAAGCAUGUCGAGGAGAUCAAAACACAGCUUCAUCAAACACAGCAAGCUCUGGAAAAUGAAGUGCUGCGUAACCCGAAGCCCUCUCUUGUUGAUCGCUCUGUUCUGGAGUUCAGCGCUGACUCGCUGGUUCCACCCGACAUCUACGUGGACAGAGCUAUGCUGAGGUCCAGGGUGAGUCACCAUGAUGUCUUUGAAAUAGGUGAGCCAUUGCGAAGACACAAGUUCCCCUGGAGCGAUUCUCCAGACUCGGACAUGGAGCUCGUGGCAGAAGCCAAAGCUCGCAUCCAGAAACUGCAGAAGGAGGCUGAAAGCUUGGAGGAAGCUUACAGAAACUACCAGCAGAGGGCAGUGCCCCCCAUUGCCUCUCAUAGGCCUCUUUCACCACAGCAAACCUAUUUUUCACAUUACCCCAGUUCCUCUUUGAGGAAGAAAGACUCUCUGCCUUCACACAACUAUUCAACCCACAGACCAAAGACUUUACUCAAACAACUCACUCCUCAAUGUAUCCAAUCCCCCGCAUUGGUAUCCCACGACACCGGAAACAUCAUGCCUCCUUCAGAAGUCUAUGACCAGCCUCAGGCCCCAUUUGUCCCUGAACAGAGUCGCCAUUCUUUGUCUGAACCUGUAUUUGUAAGAGACGGACAAAGUCAGGAUGAAAGCUCUGCUUCAGUUAAACAAUCGUCUGGGAUGCCACAAUCCUGUUCCAGAAGGAGACAUCAGAAGCAGAAUGCAGAAGAGCCAGCGGUGUCUGCGAUGGCACUCUCCCAGCCGCCACUGUCUGACACACAGCUCUUCUGUGCCUCCGUCGUCACCGUCGCAAACGCAGGUGACUUUUCUCCUGAGCUCAGUCCACCUCACAGCCCCCAGCUCAGGAGCACAGCACGGGACCACUCCAGUCCACCAAAAGCACAGCCUGUGUUUUCCAGCUUGGAGUCUUCCCCGCAUCCAGAGGAGAUAAACCUUGAAGAUCUAACAGGAGAUUUGCAAGAGCCCGGCCACAUUCCAGAGCUUCUCCUGGACACUGCUGUCCCUCUCUCUGAGGAGGCCCCCGAAGGGCCCGCCACCCCCCAGCCCCAGGACCUCCCAGAAGACCCUGCAGACUCGCACAGCCAGCCUGACGUUCAAGAGACCUCAGGUGACUCUGUCAAAAAGGAAGAGGAAGAAGAGGAGCAGAGGUGGGAAAGAGAGCGGAAAGAGAAACAAGAACAAAGGCAGAGGGAGCUAGAAGAAACUAAAGAGCUAGAGCUGCAGGAAUUGGAACGUCUGGCGAAGGAGACGCUUUUGGAAGAGGCAGUGCAAACGGAAAAGGAAGGAGAAGAAACAGAAGAAGAAGCUGACAUUAAGAAAGGAAAAGACGAUGAGCAGAGCAGGGAAGAGCCAAAAGUAGAAAAUCCACUGGAGAAAUACAUGAAGAUGGUUCUGGAAGCAAGAGAGAAGCAGAAUGAGCAGAAGCCUGUAAGAGAGGAAGGAGGACAGAUGAGCCCAGAGGACAAGAGUUUAUUUGAGGAAAAAGAUGAAAGCAUUGCAGCAUUCUCGCUUAAGGAUGAAGAAGACGAGUUCUGGUGAGCCGCCUCAAGAGCUGAAUCGAGUUCUGUAAAGAGUUUCAACCUCGUCACCUUUUUAACCUACAUUUUGAUAUUUUAGCUUUUUAGACCAAUUUGCACUUAUUAGAAAUGUGAAAUAUGCAACUUUUGUAAACUGCUCUAAUAAAAAAAACACACUUUA
Xiphophorus maculatus (southern platyfish) is the source of this 3514-nucleotide messenger RNA. RefSeq names its product OFD1, centriole and centriolar satellite protein (gene ofd1). Gene Ontology annotation, cellular component: ciliary basal body; centrosome. The record is from RefSeq and is a predicted model, not a curated record. Bases 197 to 3355 code for a protein of 1052 amino acids. Gene Ontology annotation, molecular function: protein binding. The transcript is spliced from 22 exons. Gene Ontology annotation, biological process: epithelial cilium movement involved in determination of left/right asymmetry. NCBI's taxonomy places the organism in Eukaryota, Metazoa, Chordata, Actinopteri, Cyprinodontiformes, Poeciliidae.